CCGCUGAUCUCAAAGCUGCCAAAAGUGAUCUGGUUCUGAGAGAAUCAUUGCCUGCAAUUGCCUUUGAGUUUGUUUAUUGUGUUAAAGUUUGGAUUUUGUGUGAAAAAUUGAAUCAAUCGACAUGAAAUUGUUAAUCGUUUGCUGUUUGUUCGCUGGCGCGUUGGCUGCCCCCCAAUAUGGCGCCUAUCAUCAAAACCAAAACUACAACUAUCAACAAAGAAGUUUCGUCCCAAUUGUAUCCGAAAACAACGAAAUAAACCCAGACGGUUCAUAUCGCUACAGUUACGCAACUGCUGAUGGCCAACAAGCUCAAGCAUCCGGCUAUCUGAAGAACGCCGGCACGCAGGCGGAAGCCGAAGUAGCUCAAGGAUCGUAUUCGUACACUGCCCCAGAUGGUACUCCGAUCACAGUCAAUUGGAUAGCUGACGAAAAUGGUUUCCGUGCAGAGGGCGCUCAUUUACCUACACCACCACCAAUUCCGGAAGCUAUCCAACGGUCACUGAAUCUUGUUGGUGGAAACAGAUACAACCAACAACCAUACCAACAACAAACUUAUAACCAGCCCACGUAUUCACCACAAAGGCAUUUUGGUGGUAAUCGUUAUUAUUAGAUAUAGCUGUCUAGAAAUGACGUAAGAGAUUUGCUUUUAUCUACUCCACAUUGAUUUGUCGAAAUAGUGUGGAUGUUGAAGAACAUGCAUAUUUGAUACGUAAUUUUAUGAAUGUAUGUACAAUUUUAAUAUUUGUAAUAAUAAAAGCAUAAAAUAUUUUGAAUUUAAA
Molecule: messenger RNA, 779 nt
Organism: Dalotia coriaria
Lineage: Eukaryota; Metazoa; Arthropoda; Insecta; Coleoptera; Staphylinidae
Product: endocuticle structural glycoprotein SgAbd-2-like
Exons: 3
Coding region: 122-610 (162 amino acids)
Cellular component (GO): chitin-based extracellular matrix
Molecular function (GO): structural constituent of chitin-based larval cuticle
Source: RefSeq, a predicted model, not a curated record